AUGGUCAAUCUUUCUGAACUCGUAGUGGACUUUGAGGUGAAUCCGCAUGAUGAGUGUCCUGAAGUACUGCAGACCAUCAGCAUGGAGGUCGUGCAGCCUGGCAACUCAGGCGGUCGGAUAGCUUCUCUGGACGGGUUCAUCAUCUCUCGAGGACGCUGUGGCGAUGGUUUUCACUCAAUUCUGGACGAAGAAAGUGAUGAGCUGCACCGGUUCUCUGUAGCUCUGUUCGAUAAGUACGGCAAGGUCAAGUCUCACAUUGUCUCAGAGGGAUUUCGGAGUGGUACUCGCUGCUGGGGGAGGGAACUCAAUGUUGGAAAGAUUAUUUAUGUGGUCGAUGUUACCGUGCACAAGGAUCGACGACAAGGAAUUGGAUCGUUCGUCCUUCAGAAGCUAUUCGAGUCUGAGUACGUGCAAGACGAAGACAUCGUCAUAUCCUGGCCGGUAUCGAGAGAUGCUUCGAAUGACAUCCUGGUUGCCUUUUUCCGUAAAAACGGCUUUCGCCGGAUUGGACGUACAAAUUUCUUAGGCUACUCUCCCAAUCCAAACCACCCAUCUCAUCGUAUUCUACCCGGGAACGACGUCGAGUCUUUGGAAGACAAGUUUCCAGAAAGCCCCUCUAUCCCUUCCAACGAACUGAUAGCCCGCGGACUCGAUGUCAUUAAUGAGGAGCGCUGGAAGAAGUAUCCUCUCCACUAUGCUAUCGUCAACAAAGACAUGCCCGAUAUCACUACGGUCAUUCAGUCUUUCUACGACAAGGAUCCUGCAAGUAUUCACGUACCAGAUGACCGAGGUUUUCUCCCCGUUUUCGUUGCUGCGCGUGCACAAAAUGUUCACGCUCUCAACAAGCUCAUCGAACUCGGCGUCGCUGAAGACCUGAACAAUACCAACAAUGCCGAAGGAGUCACUCCCCUAGAGAGCGUGCUGGAUAGCAUGCAAUCAACCCGCGAAUUCUGCGAGGCCAUGCUCGGCACGUGGCCGGGUAAUUCGGAAAAGGACAUCAAAAUCGUUCGCAUACUGAAGACGGCGAUGGAACUUCCUGAAGAUAGUGAUGGUCAGCUUCCGUUUGGCUGCACAUGUGGACAGUGCUCCGGCGGCUGGCUCUCUCCUCGGAUGCGAUUUGCUUUGCAAGUUCAGGCUGCCUUCUAUAUGGACACUCUACCGAUGGACCUAAGCAGCUUCACGCGUGGCGAAGCGCUUGACGCCUCAGAAGAAAUGAUCGGAUGCGGGACGACGGCUUAUCUUCCACCGGCGCUUCAAAGAAACAUGUUCAAGUCCUUCUACAGGGGGUUCACGACCAUAUUCGAGGUCAUCUAUAAGAUCCUAAAGAACGACUCUCAAAUUCCGAAGCUCCAGGAUAUUGAACGCGACGCGGUAUUUGAGUGGGGUACUUCGUUUUACUUUUCCAAAGGUGGGAGGGUGGAGUAUGCUCUGGAUGCUGUCACAGCUAUUGCAAAGGAGCAGUCAAACUUGGGUGACGGGACGUUCUAUGAAACGUUUGGUGGGGAUGAGGGCUUUGUUCGGCUUCCCGAGUGUGUGAAUGAUGAAGAGUUUGAGAUGGUGAGAGUGAUGCUAGGAUUGGAUCCGAGGAAGUGUUGGGGUCCGUUCUAUUUGGACUAG
Messenger RNA from Desarmillaria tabescens, 1617 nucleotides. RefSeq names its product ankyrin repeat family protein. The record is from RefSeq and is a predicted model, not a curated record. The transcript has 4 exons. NCBI's taxonomy places the organism in Eukaryota, Fungi, Basidiomycota, Agaricomycetes, Agaricales, Physalacriaceae. The coding region runs from base 1 to 1617 and encodes 538 amino acids.